Messenger RNA from Sycon ciliatum, 2071 nucleotides. RefSeq names its product hemicentin-2-like. The coding region runs from base 365 to 1537 and encodes 390 amino acids. Gene Ontology annotation, cellular component: plasma membrane; axon. Gene Ontology annotation, molecular function: cell-cell adhesion mediator activity. The record is from RefSeq and is a predicted model, not a curated record. Lineage: Eukaryota; Metazoa; Porifera; Calcarea; Leucosolenida; Sycettidae. Gene Ontology annotation, biological process: axon guidance; dendrite self-avoidance; homophilic cell-cell adhesion. The transcript is spliced from 7 exons.
AAAAGUGUGAGAAAACUGCCCCAGGCGAUCAUUUCUGUCCAUCAACUCGGUCCUCUCAUCUCUCGACUUGUCAUUAUCCCGCAGGCUCAUUCCGGAGCAAGUUUACUUCAGAACCGUACUCCCAGAAGGUCUCGCAGGAUCAUUAGCUUGCGCCUGUACCCUCAAGGCAUAGCCGGUAGUGACCCUUUCCCCUUGCAAGUCCUUUCUGAAACAGUAACCUUUAGUUGGAGUGAAACACGACAUCGAAGUUCAGGUUGCCCGUGGCUGUAGAGGUUUCGUGGUCUGGUCACCCAGCCAAACGAGCGUUCCAGUGCCGAGCAUUUACUCCCCACGGCGGGCUAUAACCAAGAAGAACCUUCACAGAAUGGACUCCCUCAUCAGCUUACUAUGCUGUCUGGCGCUGACCGCCUACCUUGUAUCAGGUGAAGCACUUCCAGCUCCAGCCGCUGUUCCAGCCCCAGCGGCGGCACCAGCAGCAGACCCGAAAGCUCAGAAGCCGAAGAGUUUUCACGGCACCAAGCCAGACCUGUCGGUGCUCAUCAAACCGCUGCCCAAUGGACUGCUCCGCGCCGUGCAGGAUGAUACACCAGCGGUCAUGCCGAUCGGCAGCAGUUUUGACUUGGAUUGUCACAUUACACCGGGCGGUGAUGCCAACGCCAACAUGCAAUGGUUGAAGAACGGACGGCGAUUCGUGGACAGCGCCAGGGCCAAGGUGAUCGGCUGGCUCAGCGGCAACCGGUAUGAGGACUAUCAGAUCCGGUUCUUCAACUUCACUCACGACGACGCCGCACACUACACGUGCAUGGCGCCGCAAGGCAGCAUCAACGCAACUCUGGGAGUGCCACCGUACGUCCUCGACAACGUAUCCGACGUGCAGAUGUUUGCCGGUGACACGCUACAGCUGCCGUGCCCCGUGUCCGCCUUUCCGCCAGUAGUACACACGUGGGUGGACCCCGCCAGGAACGUCCUGGACCAGAAGGGCGAGGAGCUGCGCAUCACGAACACUCCGGCCUCGAUGAACGGCACGUUUGAGUGCGAGGGACGCAACAGCAUCGGUCAGGCCUCGCUGAGAAUCAACGUGCUUGUCAAAGAGAGGCUUCAGUGGGUGAAGACAAGCCCCAGCAAGAUCGUGAGUCGGCCACUGAGCACCGUACAGCUUGAGUGCCACGCCAGCGGAUACCCGCGCAGCGAAGUCCUCUGGACGGUGCAGAAACACGGCAGGCCGCUGGAGCGUGUGGUGACAAACGAAACGGACGGCGUUCUGACUCUGUUCAUGGUGGCGGAGUCGAUGUCUGGCAACUAUACUUGCGCCGUUCGCAGCACUCUGCCAUGCUGUCCUGACGAGCAAGCGCAGCCUCCACUCCUGAGAACAAUCCACUUGAGCGUGCGGGAAAGCUCCGGCAUUGACCCACCGACUCCCUGUCCGGAUGGAGACGUGACGUGUAUGGAUGACUCCAGCGCACCAUCGUCACGGGGUUAUUGCUCAAUGCUGGCCGCAGCGACGCUCGCACUCGCAUCACUGCUUGCCGUGGCCUAGAGCCGCUGUGUCUGCGCCGUUGUGUGUGUGUGUGCUUGCGUAGCACAGUACUCAACAUAGCCGCUGUGUGUGAUCAGUAAGUCCUGCUUGGCAAGCCGCUCUAUCCAGACUAACAUGUGUUAUUCACUCAUCGUGUACAGUUUGCCCUUACUGAACAUACUUUCAAUCUUCCACUGUCUCCAGUGCGAUAAACUACGUAUGAUAGUUUGAUCCGACGAUUACGAUAAGAAUGAUAAUUUUCAAUCCCCCUAAACUCCCCUCAAUUGCUAUGCAUUGCGCAGCCUGGAGUAAGAACGAUCCUUUUUUUGGAUUCCCAAGCAAGCGCAGUCCAUGUUAUAAAUAAUUAUAAUCCUGGAACACAUGUCUAGAAGCUAGCUAGACAACUUUUCCAUGAUCGUUGACCGCUAACCUAUGUAUACUUCUCAUAUGAUUGUCUUACCCUCCGGUAUUCUCAAGAUCAAACUUCGAAAGUAAUUUUCUAAAUCAUUGAUGCUAUGAAGCCAUCCUGACAGAGGCCAUCGUAGUGAACAUUUG